UUACCGAUAUCAUGUGACCGAGGCUCGAGGAGUAAGUCCCAUGAUGCGUUUAGAGUUGGGAUUUUGAAAAAUGGCGGCUUCGGGGAAGGACAGACUAUUUCACUUUAAAUCGAGAUUAGAGGAGCUUGAUUGCCCAUAUCUCGGUGGUGUCGAAGAUUCAUGGAUGGAAGAGCUGCUGUUCAAACCAGGAGAACCAAGGUUAAGACUUCUGCAGUGGAUGCUAGCAAAGUUUGAUCCAGUUAUGUACAAUAUGCUGGAGAACCAACAGAGUAAGGCUUUAGGGAGAAAUGACUCUAGACUUCAAAAGUUGCUGUUUUCAUGUCAUUUGUUGGGACUUUGUAAAAGUGAUGAUAUUGACCUUGUUCAGGGUACCAAGUCUAGAAACAAACAAGCAGCAUUUUGGGAAAACCUGAUAGAUCUUGUCAGUGCAGUAGAGUCGUCAGGUCAGAUUCAUCACUUUACAACCCCAAUAAGAACAGCAAGUUUACAGUCUGCAGCUCAUUUCUCUUUGGACGACCAAUUCAAGAAUGACUGUUACUUCUUUGAUGCACUGUGUCGCCAAAAUGACCUUCAGGAUAUUUUUAGGUCAAAAGUUCAGCUCUACCCUCCUGACUUGGUAAAAACUACAUCAGGACUGGAACAUAAAAAAAUACCUGAUGAGAAACAGUUGAUGUCCGUCACAGAAAAGUUGGCGAAUGAAUUGGAAGAACAGAGCAAACAGCUGGACGAGCUAAGAGAAAAUGCUCCUCUAUGUGAUGCUGACGCUAUAACAGUUGAGAAAGUGAGCAAAACACUGUCUCUAUCACUCACCACCAUGGCUCAGGUUGUGUCUGGAUUUCUUCACUGCUUUGAGACCGAGAUGAAGCCUUGGUGUAAAAGACCAGCACCUUUACUGUCAGAGGUUGGCCCAGCAUUCAGUAGAGUUCAUUCACUUUUACUGAGAUAUACAGAGCUGCUGCAAAGCUUGGGAACAAUCAAGGGCUCGUACAAUGAAAUAUGCCAGGAAAGUAAAGCGAAAGUCUCAAAAAGACAAGGAGAUGACUCAGGUAACAUGUACUCUUACAUCUUCAUUAUCGCUUUCACAGUCGCCUUCUACGCCGUCUCUAUACUCUCUAUUAUUUUAUAUAAUUAUGUCGAAUUAUUCUCGCAUUUUGAUUGGUUCUAACUUGUGAUCAAUUGGAAGACAGAUGCAUAGAUGACGUCAUUAACAAUUUUUUUUCUUUAUUAUAUCAAACAAGUAGAUUCCAUG
Orbicella faveolata is the source of this 1249-nucleotide messenger RNA. Its product is annotated as HAUS augmin-like complex subunit 7. Gene Ontology annotation, molecular function: microtubule minus-end binding. Gene Ontology annotation, cellular component: HAUS complex. Gene Ontology annotation, biological process: spindle assembly; microtubule organizing center organization. The record is from RefSeq and is a predicted model, not a curated record. Lineage: Eukaryota; Metazoa; Cnidaria; Anthozoa; Scleractinia; Merulinidae.